This is a messenger RNA of Microtus oregoni (creeping vole), 1355 nucleotides long. RefSeq names its product coiled-coil domain containing 69 (gene Ccdc69). The transcript is spliced from 7 exons. The record is from RefSeq and is a predicted model, not a curated record. NCBI's taxonomy places the organism in Eukaryota, Metazoa, Chordata, Mammalia, Rodentia, Cricetidae. Gene Ontology annotation, molecular function: microtubule binding. Gene Ontology annotation, cellular component: cytoplasm; nucleus. The coding region runs from base 18 to 626 and encodes 202 amino acids.
CGGACGCACGAAGCAGGAUGGGCUGCAGGCACAGCCGACCCAGCCGCUGCAAGCGUGCGGAAAAGGUGGAGAAGACACAGACAGAACUCCUGGAGACACUGGACAAAGAGGGAAGGAUCCUGGAAGGCCGGCUUGAAGAGGCUGGGCAGGCCCUGCAGACGUCAAGUGCACGGGAGAAAGACUCUUCUAGUGUCUCCGUCCAAGAGGCCAAAGCCUCAUUGCAGAACUCCUGUGCAAUGCUGGCCUCAUCACAGGAGGUCAUCCAAGCCCAGAUGAACAAGGUGGAAGGGUCCAUACUUAGCCAGCUCUAUAAGAACCACAUCCAGGACUAUGGGAGCCCCGGCCCGUUCUGGGAGCAAGAGCUCGAGAGUUUGCACCAUGUUAUUGAGAUGAAGAAUGAGCGAAUCCAUGAGCUGGAGAAGCAGCUCCUUCUGCUAGAGAUGCUGAAAGAAAAAAAUCUAAUAUUAGCCCUGAAAAACACCACCCUGCGGCAGGAGGUUGAGGACCUUCAGUUCCAAGCUGGGAACAGGCUGACCAUGUCAAGGCAGUUCCAGAAAGAUCUACUUCAGGACCUGGAGAAGGAGUCGCAAAAUGGCCACUGCUGCAGCAGACGGAGGAGCCACUGAACCGUCUGAGUCCUUGAGGCCUGUGCCUCCUCCAUCUUACCCUGCCCCCUGCUGCACCUCAGAGGCCUCUGUCCUCAUCAUAUAGACACAGGCCCUGGACCCACCGUGCCUCCCAGACUCACCACUCCCUCUAAGGUCUGUGGAGAAGAGGGCAAGACUCCAUUCUUCUCCCAGGGCGGACUAGGUGGGCAGGGGGAGAUGUGUAUAGGUAACAACACUGGUGGCGGAGGUUGGGCCACCAGCAUCACCCAAGAAGUGCCUUCCCUUAGUUGGCCCAGAGAACAUGCAAGUACAGUUACAGCCCCCAUCCGGUACUUAUGAGGGCAUCCAAGACUUCUCCCAUGGCAGCUGGCGCCACUUUGACCAUCUGACAAAGGGGACAGUCCCCCUUCCCAGACAACUCACGGACCCAUCCAAGUUCUUCUAACCACACCAGUAAUGCUCACUCGGAGAAAAACUGUGAAAGACACCAUCCAAGGAAAAGGAAUACAGUAUUGUUUUUGUUGAGAUGGGGUCUCGCCACAUAGCCUAACUUUGAACUCAAAACCGCCACGCCUCAGCCUCCUGCGCGCUGGGAACACACGGGGCAUACGCCGCCACACCCAGCAGGAUGAAGAGCUGAAUUUGCUGCCGUGCUCAGCAUUGUGAAUGUUUUUAAGCAUGUGUAGCUGAGGUCUUAAUGUGAAAAUUAAAUCUUUUUGUUAAAAAUAAAACUUUGUUUUCACAUUC